GCCGCGGCUCCGCGCGCUCCGAGUCGCCCGGCUACGGCCCGCUUUCCUGCUUGCCCUCGCCUUCCCCGCGGCUUGCGGUUCCAUCGGAGGACGCAGAGGCGGCACGGACGGACCGGCCCCGGGGCGCGGCGCGCACUUGCGGGACAGACGGCGCAGGUGGCGGCGCGCGCCCUCCGCCUCUGGGCCGGGGCCAGCCCUGCGCUCCGCGCGCCCGGAGGGGCGGGACAGGCGGGGCGGCCGCGUCCCAGCCCCAUUUAACUUUGGCGGCGGCGCAGGCUGGAGGCCGGCGUCGGGGACCGUCGGGAUCCCGCGCUCCGCACGAGGUGUCGCCGAGUUGGCGCGGCUGGUCUCCGUCUCCGCAGAGCGCAUCCCUGCGGCACCCACAGACGCUGCUGCGGCGCCGCCGGGUUGGGAGCAGGGACACCCGCGGAGAUCCGGGGACAGGUCUCUCCCAGGAUGGCUGUGAGGGAGGCUCCUAGGAUAUUGGACCCUAUGGCUUCCUGGACAGGACCCUGGUGGCUGCUGACAUGGAUGGUCUUUAUGUUCCCUGGUCGUCUGCAGGCCACAGCAGAGAAGUCUCCUGGAGCCUACUUCCUUCCUGAGUUUGCACUCUCCCCUCAGGGAAGCUUCCUGGAAGACACCACCGGGGAACAGUUCCUCACCUAUCGCUAUGACGACCAGACCUCGAGAAACACUCCUUCAGAGGAAGACAAAGACGGCAACUGGGAUGCUUGGGGAGACUGGAGCGACUGUUCCCGGACCUGUGGGGGAGGAGCUUCCUAUUCUCUGCGGAGGUGUCUGACGGGAAGAAACUGCGAAGGACAGAACAUCAGAUACAAGACAUGCAGCAAUCACGACUGCCCGGCAGAUUCGGAAGACUUCAGAGCCCAGCAGUGCUCAGCCUACAACGAUGUGCAGUACCAGGGCCAUUAUUAUGAAUGGGUUCCACUCUACAAUGACCCCGCUGCCCCAUGUGCACUCAAGUGUCAUGCUCGGGGACAGAGUUUGGUAGUGGAGCUGGCACCAAAAGUGUUGGAUGGAACUCGUUGCAACGCUGACUCACUGGAUAUGUGCAUAAGUGGCAUCUGCCAGGUCGUGGGCUGUGACAGGCAGCUGGGAAGUACGGCCAAGGAAGACAACUGCGGAGUCUGUGCAGGGGACGGCUCCACCUGCAGGCUGGUGCGGGGCCAGGCCAAGGUGCACCUGGCUCCGGAGAAAAGAGAAGAAAAUGUGAUUGCUGUUCCUUUGGGCAGUCGAAGCGUGAGAAUUACCGUGAAAGGACCUGCCCGUCUCUGUAAGUGUACCAGGUACACCGUGGCCAAAGGCAGCGUGGUCCAGUUCUUCUUUUACCAGCCCAUCAGCCAUCAGUGGAGGCAGACUGACUUCUUCCCCUGCACCGUGACAUGUGGAGGAGGUUAUCAGCUCAACUCUGCGGAGUGCAUGGACAUCCGUUUGAAAAGGGUGGUGCCUGACCACUACUGCCACUACUACCCAGAAAACGUGAAGCCCAAACCAAAGCUGAAGGAAUGCAGCAUGGACCCUUGCCCAUCGAGUGAUGGAUUUAAAGAGAUCAUGCCCUAUGACCAUUUUCAACCUCUCCCUCGCUGGGAACAUAAUCCUUGGACUGCAUGUUCGGUGUCCUGUGGAGGAGGGAUUCAGAGACGGAGUUUCGUGUGUGUAGAGGAAUCUAUGCAUGCAGAGAUACUACAAGUAGAAGAAUGGAAGUGCAUGUAUGCACCCAAGCCCAAGGUGAUGCAAACUUGCAACCUGUUUGAUUGCCCGAAGUGGGUUGCCAUGGAGUGGUCUCAGUGCACAGUGACCUGUGGCCGAGGGUUGCGCUACCGAGUGGUUCUGUGUAUCAACCAUCGUGGGCAGCAUGUCGGGGGCUGCAACCCACAGAUGAAACUGCACAUCAAAGAGGAGUGUGUCAUCCCCAUCCCAUGCUAUAAGCCUAAAGAAAAAAGUCCAGUGGAAGCUAAAUUACCUUGGCUGAAACAAGCACAAGAACUAGAAGAGACCAGAACAGCCACAGAAGAACCAAAGUUCAUCCCAGAACCCUGGUCGGCCUGCAGCACCACCUGUGGACCGGGCAUUCAGGUGCGUGAGGUGAGGUGUCGGGUGCUCCUCACAUUCACACAGACUGAGACUGAGCUCCCUGAGGAAGAGUGUGAAGGCCCCAAGCCGCCCACUGAGCGACCCUGCCUCCUUGAAGCCUGUGACCAGAGUCCUAUGUCUCCAGAGCUGGGUGGCCCUCGCCAGGAGAAGGACAGUGAGAUGACUUACGACUGGGAGUAUGCUGGUUUUACGCCCUGCACUGCAACGUGUUUAGGAGGCCAUCAAGAAGCCAUCGCUGUGUGCUUACACACCCAGACCCAGCAGACCGUCAAUGACAGCCUGUGUGACAUGGUGCACCGUCCUCCAGCCAUGAGUCAGGCCUGUAACACGGAGCCCUGCCCGCCCAGAUGGCACACGGGCUCUUGGGGACCCUGCUCAGCUACCUGCGGCGUUGGAAUCCAGACCCGAGAUGUGUACUGCCUACAUCCUGAGGAAUCCCCAGCCCCUCUGGAGGAGUGCAGAGAUGAAAAGCCUCACGCCUUACGAGCAUGCAAUCAGUUUGAUUGCCCUCCUAGCUGGCAUAUUGAAGAGUGGCAGCAGUGUUCCAGGACAUGUGGUGGGGGAACCCAGACCCGGAGAGUCACCUGUCGACAGCUGUUAACAGAUGGAAGCUUUCUGAAUUUGUCGGAUGAAUUGUGCCAAGGACCCAAGGCAUCUUCUCAUAAGUCCUGUGCCAGGACAGACUGCCCUCCACAGCUGACUGCUGGAGACUGGUCAAAGUGCUCUGUCACCUGUGGUGUUGGAUUCCAGAGGAGAAAGCAGGUGUGUCAAAGGCUGACUGCCAAAGGCCGGCGAGUCCCCCUCGGUGAGAUGCUGUGCAGGGGCCUUCCGGGACUCCCCCUCGUGAGACCUUGCCAGAUGCCUGUGUGCAGCAAAGUGAAACUCGGGACGAAGACACGGCUUGGAGAGCGGGGCCCCCAGAUUCUCGGAGUCCGGAGAGUCUAUAUUCAGACAAGGGAGGAGAAACGGAUCAACCUGACCGUGGGCAGUAGAGCCUACUUGCUGCUCAAUACAUCUGUGAUCAUCAAAUGUCCAGUAAGACGCUUCCAGAAAUCGCUGAUCCAGUGGGAGAAGGAUGGCCACUGUCUGCAGAACUCCAAACAGCUUGGCAUCACCAAGUCGGGCUCCCUGAAAAUCCACAGCCUUGCAGCCCCGGACAUCGGUGUGUACAGGUGCAUCGCAGGCACUGCCCAGGAGACGGUUGUUCUCAAGCUCAUUGGGACCGACAACAGGCUCAUUGCACACCCAUCCCCCAGAGAGCACGUGCGGGGCCACUCGGGGGUGGACCACAAUGAAGCCAACAGUUUGGGAGCCACGUGGCACAAAAUGCGUCAGAUGUGGAAUAACAAAAACGAGCUUUACCUGCGCGACGGGGCAAUCAGCAACCAACCCCUCUUGAGAGCUCUGUUGGGGCCGUGCAGGACGUCUGCGGGAAACACUAACUCCUGGGAGUUCAAGAGCAAGCAGUUCGAGGCAGCCAUGAAACAGGGGGCCUACAGCAUGGACACGGCCCAGUUUGAUGAGCUGAUACGAAACAUGAGCCAGCUUAUGGAGACAGGAGAAGCCAGCGAUGACCUGGCGUCCCAGAUGAUAUAUCAGCUGGUAGCCGAGCUGGCCAAGGCUCAGCCGAUGCCUGUCCCGUGGAGGGCCAUCCACGAGGAGGUUGCUCCUGAGGCUCAGCUCGGAGGGGAGACAGGAAGAGUUCCCCAAAGCCCCACCGUAAAAAACCCAGGCAAGCUGACUUUGAAGCCAAAAGGACAGGUUCUCAUGAGGCACACCCUACCCCCUGCAGUUUCAUUUAACAAAACAAUAAACGCAAGGAUUGGGAAUACAGUGUACAUUACAAAAAGCACGGAGCUCAUCAAUAUACUUUGCGGUCUUGUUACUCCCAGCAGCGAGGCCACGUAUACAUGGACCAGGGAUGGAGCCUUGCUGCAGCCCUCUGGGAAGAUCAUUUUGGAGGAACCUGGGAAGAUACAGAUAAAAUAUCCUACAAAGAAAGAGCAAGGGAUAUAUGAAUGUUCCAUAGCUGAUCGUCUCGGUUCAGAUGUGGAAAGUUCAUUGGUGUUAUAUGCAGAGGCACCUGUCAUCUUGUCUAUUGAAAGAAAUGUCACCAAACCAGAACACUGCCAUCUGUCUGUUGUGGUGGGAGGCACUGUGGAGGCAGCCCUUCAGGCAAAUGUGACAAUCCACUGUCCUGUAAAAGGUGUCCCUCAGCCUAAUGUAACUUGGUUGAAGAGAGGAGGAUCUCUGAGUGACAAUGUUUCCUUGCUUUUCAAUGGAUCCCUGUUGUUGCAGAAUGCUUCCCUCGACAAUGAAGGAACCUACAUUUGCACAGCCACCAAUGCUCUUGGGAAAGCAGUGUCAACCUCUGUGCUCCGCUUGCUGGAACGAAGAGGCCUGGGCAGUAAGACUGUAUUUCCUAAGGCUCAGAAAAAGCAUGUUCUCCAGGCAUCCAGCAUCAGAGCAAACAGCAACAACUCAACAGGAGAGCCCCUGCCUCAAGAGCCUUUUUGGGAACCUGGUAACUGGACACCUUGUUCUGCCACCUGCGGCCCCUUGGGCGUCCGCCUUCAGAGGCCCCAGUGUGUGAUGGCCAGUGGGCAGAAAGUGAGUGAAGCCCUCUGUGGUCCUCACAGGAAGCCGCUGGCUGGGUUUCAGUCUUGUAACAUCCGGGACUGCCCAGCAAGGUGGUUUACGAGUGUGUGGUCCGAGUGCUCUGUGUCUUGUGGUGAAGGACUUCAUAGUCGGCAAGUGACAUGCAAACAGACAAAAGCCAAUGGAACUGUCCAGGUGGUGUCCCCAAGGGCAUGUGCUCCUAAAGACAGGCCUCUGGGGAGAAAAUCGUGUUCAGUCCGUCCCUGUGUUCAACAGGCCAUUGACCCAGGAAACCAGUGUCCUGGACGCUGCAUGGGCCAUGCCAAGAGGAUGCAGCAGCGCCACACACCUUGUGCCCACAAUGGCUCCCACUCUGACUGUGAGGACAGAAGAAGACCUGCCUUUAGGAGGAACUGCACCUCGGGGGCCUGUGAGGCGUGUUGGCGUGUGGGUCCCUGGAAGCCCUGUACAGCAGUCUGCGGCAGGGGCUUCCAGUCUCGCAAGGUCGACUGCAUCCACACGGGGAGCUGCAAACCCGUGCCUGACAGACACUGUGUGCAGAUGAAACCAGCGUCCUGGAGGCACUGUCUUGGGCCUUCCUGUGAUAGAAACUGCACUGAUACAACGCACUACUGUACGUUCGUAAAGCACCUUAACUUGUGCUCUCUGGCCCUCUACAAACAAAGGUGCUGCCAGUCGUGCCUAGAAGGAUGAAGCGUUGGCAGGGUUGUGAUGCUGCUGUGGUGAGAAAAGAAAAAGAGAGGCUUUUUCCCCCAUGUCUCUGGUUCGAAACCACACACGUCUCCAAGUUUCUAGAUUCUAUGGUCAAGCAGAGGUUGGUGCAGGAACAGAGCCUGCUACAAGUUUGUAAAGGUAGCUUUGCCAGUGGUUGCUUUUUAAUUCCAGUUCCUACAAACAGUGGAUUCUAGGAUUAGCAAAACUGCAUCAGCAGCCAUGCCCUUGCUUGUGUGACUUCAUCAUGAGCACAUCAUCACCUGCUGCGAUUUGUAGACCAGUCAAAAGUGGUCCAUACUGAAGACUCUGCAGCUGAGGGUUUCUCUCAAGUUGCAGAGUUUCAACGUAUUUUUUUUUUUUUUUGGUAUUGACCAUUUAAAGGCUCUGGCCAGUAGCUGUUCAGAUGAUGCCACUAAUGGCAUUUUUAUAGAUCCUUAAGUUUAUUAUGUGAAGAAGAGGGCAUCUCCCUUAACAGCUUAUGACACCGGCUGGGCCAAGGAUCGCUGCGAACGGCAUCUCGUCUUCCCUCUUAGAGCAUCCAUGGAAGAAAACACAGUAGGCAUGGCUGCCAUUUUCAUAACUAUAGAAAUCGAUCUGUGACCAAAUGAGGCAUCUUGGAAAUCACAGGAGAGGAAAAGCUAACCUUUCUACUGAUUUUGAAGUAUAUUCAAAGCUUUCUUUUCAGAGCUGUGAAUGGAACUUUUUCUAAGCACUAUUCUCUUGCACAUAGAGAUCAAAGCCUUAUUAGAUGUAAUUUAUACAUACAAUAAUAUUCCUGAUGAUUUCUAUUUUGGAAAGUUUAUUAGAAAGUAAUCUAAAUAAGAAAUACAAUAGUUAAAGGAAUUGUUUAUAGUAAAUGAUUGUUUUAAUUUGAGGUGAUUUUGUCGGGAAAUCCAAAGUCAAUUAAGAUUAGGCUCGAAAAAAAACAAUUUGGGGGUUAGGAGCUAGAGCUGGGAUUUGAGUUGUGCUUUGGGAAAAAGGGUUGAAUUAAUCUUGGACUAGCACUAGGAUUCAGUUAGGUGAGAGGGAAGUUACACCAGGGCUAAGACCAGAGCUGACUUUAAGGUUAGAGCCCGUUUCGGAAGGGGUUGGUCUCGGGCCCACGCUGCUCUUCAUGACAGUGGAGUGAGCUUUGCUGCUAAAGAAGGUUCAGGCUAGCAUUCACUUUAACUCCUACAACCGAUUUGGCUAUGGGGACCUUUCCCUGAUAUUUGACCAGUUAUGGCUUUAGACGCUACACAACCCCAAAUAAAUGGUCCUGCUUCUUCACUCAGUGUCCCGACUGCUUGCACACGUACUGCCCACAGCCUCCUGGCAUGUAACGCAACCUUUCCCGAGGCAGGUUGUGUUAGACCUACCUCCUGAUCGACAUGUGAACAGCGCAUUGUGGCUUUGGAUCUGUCUGUAGAGGAGCUUGCCGAGCCUCUCUGUCAUCUUCUGAGCACAGGUCUCUCUUCCGUUCCAACGUCAGCCUCACCGACACUGGGAUGAACACUACUGUAGGUGGAGGGUUUGGUGGUCUGGAGCGGACAGGGCAGAGGAAAGAGCACACCAGCCCUUGAGUGCUUAGUCAUCAGUCGCAGCUGAUAGUUGAGCUUAUUAAAUUAAAAGAAAGAUCAUUUGUAAAAUACUCUCUGUAUAUAUUUAUUAUAUGACUCAAAGGUGCAAUAUUUUAUUUUGUACAGUAUGUAAUAAAGACAUGGGACAUAUAUUUUCAUAUUAACAAAAUUUCUUUUUAAACUGCUUUACCUUUGUAUUUAAGGUUAAAAUGAACCAACUUUCAGUUGCUAUUGUACUUUCAUCUUCUUAACAUUCAAAUGGCAUUCCUGUGUACUGUAUUUUACUACUGUUUUUAUAACAUGAGAGAUAAUAUUUCCCUUUGAUGAUCCUUAAUUCAGAAAUAAAUUCACUUUGAUUAUCCAGUGGCAUCCUUA
Peromyscus maniculatus bairdii (prairie deer mouse) is the source of this 7382-nucleotide messenger RNA. The record is from RefSeq and is a predicted model, not a curated record. Lineage: Eukaryota; Metazoa; Chordata; Mammalia; Rodentia; Cricetidae.